Molecule: messenger RNA, 1577 nt
Organism: Phymastichus coffea
Lineage: Eukaryota; Metazoa; Arthropoda; Insecta; Hymenoptera; Eulophidae
Product: lactosylceramide 4-alpha-galactosyltransferase-like
Exons: 4
Coding region: 275-1390 (371 amino acids)
Biological process (GO): glycosphingolipid biosynthetic process
Molecular function (GO): alpha-1,4-N-acetylgalactosaminyltransferase activity
Source: RefSeq, a predicted model, not a curated record
CGCCGCCGCCGCCGCCGCCGCCGCCGCCGCAUGGCUCCCGCUUCGACACCCUCCGUGGCCAGUUGCGCGGCGAGCGGCGAGCGGCGAGCGACGGCCUGCUUCUGCGCGCGACACCGAGGACGGCGGAGCUGGCGCUCGGCGAGGGGACGACGGUGCCGAGGCCCGAGGCAUGUAGGCGCGCGGAGCAUGAGUCCCGCGGCGGAGGGCGGUCCGGGCGGGCGCGCGCGGACCACGGCGGCGCCGGGCCGGCGCGCUCGCGACUGCUAGCGCCGGCAUGAAGACGAAGAAGCGCCUCGCGCUCCUCGCGGUCUGCCUGCUCGUCGUGGCCCUGCUGCUGCUGCUGCUCGGCAACGAGCAGCUCGCCCGCACCGCGCACCUCGCCCUCCUCGGCCGAUCGGCCGACAUGGACGUGUCCUGCUACGAGAGGCCUGCCGGCGAGCACUCCUUUCCCAGAUUCGACCCUGCCGAAGAGCGAGUGCGGCUGGCCGGCGGACGCAACAUCUUCUUCCACGAGACCUCGUGCUUCGCGGGCGAGGGCGACGACGGGGCCGGGGCCGGGGCCGAGGCCGAGGCCGAGGCCGAGCUGAACUGCCGGCAGGCGUGCGCGGUGGAGUCGGCGGCGCGCCUGAACCCGGGCAUGUCGGUGAACCUGCUGUUCCUGUCGGCCGCGGGCCCGAGCAACCGCACGGCCGGGCUGGUCGACCAGCUGCUGCGCUACGGGAACGUGCGCGUGAUGCGGCUGCUGGUGGCCGAGUAUCUGCGCGACACGCCGCUCGAGCGCUGGUUCGCCGAGGGCCGCGUGCUGCGGACCAGCUACUGGCCCAGGAGCCACAUGUCCGACGUGCUGCGCUACCUCACCCUCUGGAAGUUCGGCGGCAUCUACCUGGACCUCGACGUCGUCGUCACCAGGUCCUUGGAGGACUUGAGUAACUUUGCCGGCGCGGAAGACUGGAUGGACGUGGCCGCGGGCGUGAUCGGACUCGCUGCCAAUGGCCUCGGGCGCAGAGUCGCCGACGCCUGUCUGCGCGACUUGAUGAGGAAUUUCCGCGGCAACCUCUGGGGAAACAAUGGACCCGGCGUCAUCACUCGGACGCUGCAAAAGUUCUGCGCCGUCGAGCACGCAAAAGACAUGACGACGGAGCGUUGCAGCGGUUUCCAAGUUUUUCCGCCAUCUGCCUUCUACCCAAUUUUCUACAAAGAGUGGAGGCGAUACUUUACGAUGAUCGACUCGAAUGAGACAAUGCAAAUGAUUGAAGAAGCUCGAGCUAUCCAUGUGUGGAACAAGCUGAGCGCCUCCGAGGUGGUACGGGUCGGCAGCGAAGUGCCGUAUGCGCUGCUCGCUCAGAAGCACUGUCCUCGGAUUUAUAAUAGCUGCGGUCCUUACUUUUAAACUUUAGCACUCGGCUAUUUUGAAGCAGUAGCACGUGCGCUACGUCACGUUCGCUCAACGAAUUCCUUUAUUUAUGUAGUCAGACAUUGACCGAUUUCACCUAACAAAUCUACACAUCUGUCCAUAUUUUUUACAAAAUAAUAAAAAUGUUAAGAAAGUUAUUCUAUUGAUGUCAUAUUACGCCUUU